AUGGCAGCCCAGAUCCCCCAGGGUAAGCCUCAACCUUUGCAGCACCCUCUCAUCGGCUCUCUUCAGGGAAGGUACGGUAAAGGAGCGAUUCAAUAUCUGGGUGUUCAAUAUGCGUCUCUUGAGAAUCGUCUUGCAGAGCCACAGGUCAUGGAAUACCCCAAGCGCCUUAAUUUAGACACUCGUAAGCAUGGGCCACCAGUCAUCACCCCGGCCGGUGCUGCGGAUAUGGAAAUGAGUUUUAUUCAGCAACACCUUCCGAAACCAGAACUUCCACCGAUGUCGGAUACUAAGGGGCUCAACCUCAACAUUACUGUUCCGAUUGAUGGUGGUGAGAACCUUCCGGUCAUGGUCUACAUUCAUGGCGGUGGCUUCGCCUUUGGUUCAAGCGCCUAUCCGCACUAUGACCAAACGAAAGUUGUUGAACUCUCUGGAAUAAUGGAUCAGCGAGUAGUGGCCGUGAAUCUGAACUACCGCCUUGGAAUACCUGGGUUUUUAACCUCAGAAGAGCUUCGUUGGGCCGGUUUCAAGGCUAAUAGAGGCCUCAUGGAUCAAAAAGCAGCUUUGCAAUGGGUAAAGAGAUAUAUUUCAGGGUUUGGGGGAGAUCCUCAAAGAGUCACUGUGAUCGGCCAGAGCGCUGGCGCAGGUAAGCAAGACACAACUAUACACAAUGGAAACUUUCCAUUGAUCUGA
This is a messenger RNA of Clonostachys byssicola, 690 nucleotides long. The record is from the annotation of a GenBank genome assembly. Lineage: Eukaryota; Fungi; Ascomycota; Sordariomycetes; Hypocreales; Bionectriaceae.